AUGCAAUAUAUGUCCGCCGGUCUCAUGCAGCGCCACACCCACUUUGGUUAUUUUUCCUGUUAAAUAAAUAUAAUAAGGCCUCAUUUUAUAGAACUGCUUAAAGAUCUGGCAUUUUCUUGUAUUCUUAUGUACAAAGAAACUAUUCUCGUUCUAAAAUCCUCUUAUUGACAAAGACUAUAAAAGGCGCUGACUGGACCACGUGACCCUCUCUCUGCCUCCUACCGCCAUCAUGGAAGCCAGCCGCGUGCAGCCGAUCAAGCUUGCCCGGGUAACAAAAGUCUUGGGGCGCACAGGUUCUCAGGGUCAGUGUACCCAGGUCCGUGUUGAGUUCAUGGAUGACAGCAACCGUUCCAUCAUUCGUAAUGUUAAGGGACCAGUUAGAGAGGGGGAUGUCCUGACUCUGCUGGAAUCUGAGCGAGAAGCUAGAAGAUUACGUUAAUUAUCAGGUCCUUGACUUUCUUUACAUGAAAGAAACUGCAAUAUGUAUUGCUGCCAAAUAGUGGGCCAUCUGUGAAUCCAGACAAGACCUUGGAUUCCUGUUUGUAAAAUAAAUUUGUAAAGAACAUCUA
Xenopus laevis (African clawed frog) is the source of this 569-nucleotide messenger RNA. It is a transcript of the gene rps28.L, whose product is annotated as ribosomal protein S28 pseudogene 9 L homeolog. Gene Ontology annotation, biological process: maturation of SSU-rRNA; translation; ribosomal small subunit assembly. The record is from RefSeq and is a predicted model, not a curated record. NCBI's taxonomy places the organism in Eukaryota, Metazoa, Chordata, Amphibia, Anura, Pipidae. Gene Ontology annotation, molecular function: structural constituent of ribosome. The transcript has 4 exons. Bases 230 to 439 code for a protein of 69 amino acids. Gene Ontology annotation, cellular component: ribosome; cytosolic small ribosomal subunit; cytosolic ribosome.